Chaetomium fimeti is the source of this 2086-nucleotide messenger RNA. RefSeq lists its product as uncharacterized. Gene Ontology annotation, molecular function: pre-mRNA 3'-splice site binding; poly-pyrimidine tract binding. Gene Ontology annotation, biological process: mRNA processing. NCBI's taxonomy places the organism in Eukaryota, Fungi, Ascomycota, Sordariomycetes, Sordariales, Chaetomiaceae. The record is from RefSeq and is a predicted model, not a curated record. The coding region runs from base 140 to 1837 and encodes 565 amino acids. The transcript has 6 exons. Gene Ontology annotation, cellular component: U2AF complex; nucleus; commitment complex.
GCACCCGCAUUGUCGCCCCAAAAAAGUUCCAGCCUCGCGAUCAACUUGAACGCCCUCAGAUCACGUUCCUGCGAGCUCUCUCCAUGCUUGCGACCCUAAAGAUCGCAUCAAAAAUUGUCAACCAACCGCAGCAGUUACAAUGAAUGUGGAUAGUUACGGCUCCAGGGAUGGUGGCCGACACGGCUCGUCUCGCGACUAUCCUCCCUCGCGGAGAGAUCGCGACGAUAGACGCGAUCGAGGCGAUACGCGAGACAGAGGCAGCGGACGCAGACGCUCCCGUUCACCCGAUUACCGCAGCGGCCGAUCCCGUCGCGAAGAUGGCGAUGUAGAUGCUUACUCCUCGAGCCGAAACCACCGCGACCGUGAGCGUGAGGACCGCUACUCCGGCCGGGACCGUCCUCGGGGAGGCGAUCGGGGCGAGAGGGAAUGGGAUCGUGAUCGGGGCGCCAGGGGCCGGAGGGACGAUGACGACCGGCGCGAGCGUCGUCCGGAGCGGGACUUGAUCGAUGACCGCCGCGGACCAGGGCCUAGGCGUGACCGAGACCACGACAGAGAGCGGGAACGGCGGCGCAGCGUGUCGCCUCCCCCCAAGCAGCGCGAACCGACUCCUGAUCUCACCGAUGUGGUCCCGAUUCUCGAGCGGAGGAGGCGCUUGACACAGUGGGAUAUCAAGCCACCCGGGUACGACAAUGUCACGGCCGAGCAAGCCAAGCUUUCCGGCAUGUUCCCUCUUCCCGGCGCGCCGCGCCAGCAGGCGAUGGAUCCAACCAAGCUCCAGGCGUUCAUGAACCAACCCGGCGGUGCCGUCAACAACGCCGCCCUCAAACCCUCGAACUCCCGCCAGAGCAAGCGCCUGAUCAUCUCGAAUCUGCCCGCAUCGGCCACCGAUGAGAGCCUAACCAACUUCUUCAACCUCCAGCUCAACGGCCUGAACGUCAUCGAGACCGCAGACCCUUGCCUGCAAGCGCAAAUCGCGACCGACCGGGCGUUCGCCAUGGUCGAGUUCAGGAACAACACGGAUGCGACGGUGGCGCUGGCGUUGGACGGCAUAUCAAUGGAGGCGGACGAUGCGCACGCGGCGAAUGGCGAUGGCGCGGCGCCUCAGGGACUGCAUAUCCGCAGGCCGAAGGAUUACAUCGUGCCUGCAGUCGUCGAGGACCCGAACUAUGACCCGGAUUCCGACAGGCCCUCGACUGUGGUGGUCGACAGUCCAAACAAGAUCAGCGUAACCAACCUGCCGCUGUAUUUGACCGAGGAUCAGGUUAUGGAGCUGCUCGUCAGCUUCGGCAAGUUAAAGUCGUUCGUCUUGGCGAAGGACAACGGCACGCAAGAGUCACGGGGUAUCGCAUUCCUCGAGUACACCGACCCAGGCGUCACCAGCGUUGCCAUACAAGGCCUGCACAACAUGAUGCUCGGCGAGCGCGCGCUCAAGGUGCAGAAGGCCAGCAUCGGAAUCACCCAGGUCUCCGGAGAGAUGGGUGUCAAUGCCAUGUCCAUGCUUGCUGGCACAACAUCGACCGACGCGGGAGCCGGCAGAGUGCUCCAGUUGCUGAACAUGGUGACGCCGGACGAGCUGAUGGACAACGAUGACUACGAAGAAAUCCGUGACGAUGUCCAGGAGGAGUGCGAAAAGUUCGGCAAGAUCCUGACCAUCAAGAUCCCCAGACCGGCCGGCGGUAGCAGGCAGUCGGCUGGCGUUGGCAAGAUCUUUAUCAAGUUCGAGACGCCCGAAGCCGCGACGAAGGCACUACAGGCGCUAGCCGGCAGGAAGUUUGCUGAUCGAACUGUCGUGACAACCUAUUUCCCUGAGGAGAACUUUGAUGUGAAUGCUUGGUAAUGGGUGAAAGCGAGCGAUGGGGAUUUUGAUGGCUAGGUACCUAUCUAUCUAUGCGGGUUAGCCGGGAUGCGAAGCGCUGAACAUCACAAAAACGCAAUGUUCUCUCGGGCCCUCGGUUUCGGGGGUUAUUAUUCUUUUGAAACGGGUGGCAUUAAGUAACGUGUACAAUUAUCAAUGACGAGGGAGUCGGUUCUACGGGGAGCUACACCGGGGUUACCUCGAUCCAAGUAUUGCACAGUGACGGCUUGG